Molecule: messenger RNA, 5373 nt
Organism: Dunckerocampus dactyliophorus (ringed pipefish)
Lineage: Eukaryota; Metazoa; Chordata; Actinopteri; Syngnathiformes; Syngnathidae
Exons: 3
Coding region: 49-1257 (402 amino acids)
Source: RefSeq, a predicted model, not a curated record
CGCAGCAGAAGUCGGAUAUCGCAAAUACUCACACGGACAAGAUUCAGCAUGGAAUUUUUGUGGCUUUACUCCCUGUGCCAGUGCAUCGUCUCCGUAGCAGUCAUAGUGGUGAGCAUCAGGUUAUGCAUGGCAGCUGGAGGCGGUGCAGCAGUGGCUGAUGUAAACGGGGCCAACCCUGGUGCGAGACCUCAGCACGGAAGCGUAUCUUGUUGCCUUCGCCUGUGCCUGGGCUGGGUGGGCACAAUAGGGGCUGCUCUGGAGAUUCCUGUGAUCGUAUUCCUCAACUUGAGGACCCCGCAGUGUCUGUACACCUGCAUCACCCUGGUGUGCUGCCCCCUUCUGGUGAGGCAGUUCACAAUGUGCCUGCUGGUGCUGCUCACGUUGGACUGCCACCUGAGGCAUCACUGGCCCAGCAGAUACUCCAUUGUGGUGACCCGUCAGCGAGCUCUCUGUGUGGUCCUGCUGUGCUGGAUGGCUUCCGUUCUGACCUCCUUUGGCCAGUUCAUCAGCUCUGACGUACUGGACAGGUGGGGAAGGACAGCUCAAGACCAAGGCACUCCUGGCCCGGGGCUGGAUGGCAACUGGACAACAGAGUCACCCCAUCUUACCCCUUUCCCUAAAUACCCCCACGGCCGCAUAGUUAUUGGGAAGUAUCUUCCGUAUGGAGGUUUUCUGUCGAAGUUUUACACGGAUGACUUGCAUAACUUUACCUAUGAGGAGAUUCACAGCAGCCACUGGGGAGUUUGCGCCCCCGACACCAUCCUCAGCCCCCAGUUCUUGGUGUAUGUCCACGGCAUGGCUGUGUUCAUGCUGCCUUUGCUUUGCCUGCUGGUUCUUCACCUAGAUCUUCAUUGCAAGAACCCCAAACAGUUCAGCCAGUCAGACCCCUCUAAGUAUAAUCCCUGGAGGUUCCGCUCUCUGACUCUGUCAGUCUCCUUCUUAGUUUUGUUUUGUCUGCCUCUGCAAAUCAUCCAUGCCGUGUUGCUCUUCACCCCCACCGCCACACUCCCCAAGUGGGCUCACGCAAUGGCCGUGUUCUUCUUCCAGCUGUACGGCCUCGUGCCCCAGGUUCUCUUCACUCCACCUGGCAAACAAGAGAGCAAAGAGCGGGCAACCUUCGCUCUCUCUGCCCUCCCUCCAGAGAUAGCGCCCCCCGGGGCGAAAUCAGUCCAUAAGGCCCUGUGUGAAAACACACAGGCCGCUUCCUGGUCCACGGCCAAACAUUCUCUCAAAGCCAAAGUGUGUCCUGAGGUUUGAAAUUCAACAAUUUCUCUGAGGCCAUGUCCUCAUGAACUCUGGUAAUUAAAAUAUACAUUUAGUUUUGACAAGGGGUACAAUUUGGAUCAUUGUUUGUUGGUUGGUUUGUUAGUUAGCAGGGUUACACAAACACUGCACAUCCAAAAGGAGACUCAAAUAAAACAUUUGUCCUGAGAGUUUGUUCCUAAUGUCGGAACAACAAAGUAGCUUGCUAGCUGAGUAGCCGGUGGUCAAACAUGAUUAUUCUCUGGUGGUAGAGGAGCUGGUUUUCUCUUUUUGUCAUUUGAGUCAUGAUGGAACCAUUCCUACACCCAGAAUUCAAAUGGUUGUGCCCAGUCCUUCUACACCUAAUAAGAGAACCAGAAAGUAGCCUGCUCGCUAACAAGGUGACUGUCAAACAAACAGUGAAUGAUUUUUCCCUUUUGUUAAAGGAAUUUGCUUUCAGGUUUUGCCAUUUAAGUCACGAUGGAACCUUUCCUAUCGCUUCAGAAUGCAAAUGGGAGUCCUCUCCUUCUGUACCUAAUGAGGGAACCAGAAAGUAGCAUGCUGGCUAACAACUGGCUAACCGACAUAACUGUGGCAUGCCACAAUUUUAGACUUUCGAUACAGGAAUUUCUUUUAUGUUUUUGUGCUUACAAUGGAAAUGUUCCCCCUGAACCACAAUGCCAUUGGUAGAGUCCACUCCAUCUAUACAUAAAAUGCAGCAUAUGAAUUAAAUUUAUGUCACAAUAGAACUAUUUCUCUGUCCCGGAAUGCAAAUGGUAGAGUCCUGUUUGUAUAUUCCUAAUGUUGGAACCAGAACGUCGCUGUUAGCUAACAAAAGGGUAAACAAACACAAAUGUUUUUACCAUUUAAGACAUGAAAGAGACGUUCCUAAAGCCCCAGAAUGAAUGAGUCCUAUCCAUGAUUUCCUAAUGUCGGAACCAGAAAGUGACCUGUUAGCUAACGACUGGAUCACUUUUGUUCUAGGAAUUCAUUGCCGUUUGUGGCAUUGAAGUCACAAUGGAAUAUUCAUUUAUUUAUUAUUUUGUGUCAUGGUGGAACCACCCCAGAAUCAAAAAUGUAUUUUAUCAUCAUUCGUACACCAGGACAUGGCCUGCUAAGGAAAAAACAAAGAGUAUGGACAUGGCCUCAGUGGCCUUAGUGUGGAUAAAGAUACACUCAAACCUCCGCCAUCUUCCUAGAACAAUUCCCUAUUUGCCAACAGCUCAUUUGACUUAGUUGGUUUGCGGUUUUACAAAAGAAUAAACUACUUCUUGUGGCUGUUUAACUAAUCAUUAACCUUGUGCACAGAUGCUGGGAGUAGCUUCCAAGCGAAAAGGCCACUUAAUUAUCAGGUCCCCCGCCAAAUGUCAGCAAGAAAAUGAAUCCUCCUGAUGAUGACGGCAAUCCUGAUCACAGAUGUCACUUUUCCUCCGACUGCUCAUCCUGUGGCUCUUUUUCUAAAGCGUCCCUUCUAAGUUUCUGCCAGCUGUAAUAUAGAUAUGAGUGACAGUGUUUAAUUAAACACUCACUCGUAAUAUUACGGUCCAGAGAGGAUGCCGCAUUGUGGGGUAGGGGGACAUAAUUAACCUGGUUUUGACACAAUCUUCAUGGUUGUUUUGAUUACACUUGUAACUACAAUGCGGUGGUCUCUUGUAAUAAAAAAACAGAGGGGGUCCCGCUCAUGUUAAUUGGAUUGUUCAUCUAUCAUGGAGAAAACAUGAAAAGAAAUAUUAUUCUCAUCUUCAUUUUUCCACUGAGGGCUGUAACAAGAGAAACUGAAGGGCCGCUUUGAUAGGCCUCACAUUUCCAUUCAUUAAACACGCUAAAAAUCAAUCCAAUUAUUAUCAUCUUGGCAUCUAAAUAGCCUUUUUGAGGGCUUUAACAAACUCAAACAUUGUUAAUUUUAUCUGUACAGAAUGCUGGGGGCUGCGAAUGGCCCCCAGGCUGCACUUUGGACACCCCUGCCUUAAUGUGUCCAAUGAGUGUAUUUUCCCCCUCGUAUUGCAUCACUUCAAAACUACUGAAGUAGACUAUUUAGAGAGAAACACGCUCAGUAAAGGGGGUAAAAAUAUAGAUUUUCUUGCCUCCUCAAGCCUGCUCAAUUGUUCUGUCCGCCUGAAAGCUCUCAGCUUCCUGAUUAUGCCUCAACACACUCAGCCACCUCAGUCGAUGCCUCUUUAAACACACCUCACACGGUUCACGCUGCCGAAUCAGUCAGCACACACCUUUCUUACAUCCUGUUUGACUAUAUGGAUAGGUACAAGUGAGCUGAUGGGUAGUCAGGGUAAUGUAAAGACGUCAUGGUUGGACUUCUGCUCAUGCAAAUAUAAACAGAAAUAUUUAUAUAAGAAAUAUGACAGCCAACCUGUUCCAAUCAUAAGAAACGAUUGCUCAAAGGAGUGAAUGGGGUGUUGAUUGACUUGGCGUUUUCAUUAUUGGCCACAUUGUGGUCCAUUCACCACAUGCCACGAACUCAAGCGGGAAUAUACGUUUGCUUCUUGUCAGCCUCGUCCGCAUUUUUAUUUUUGUGCUCAUGUCUAUUGAUUUGACUCGUCGAUGAUUGCGGGUCCUCGCUUCGAUCGUAUCUACAACACUGACAUCUGUCAUCUUAACUGGCAUUGAGGCCUAGUGGCCCUUUUGUCAGUAUGCAUGCGAAUGAGCAGUAAUGUGAAACAGUAUUACAUCACCCUUGCCUUGUUUUUAUGACCUUAACCUUCAUAAUGAACUGAAGUGCAUGUGAAAAUGUAGCACUCUUUGACCAGACGUUUAUUGCAACACACAUGAGUUUUAUUUAUGUCUUAAAUGGAUUAUUUUCUGCAAUUAUAACUAAUGCAUUGUGUAAUACACAUGUAAAGAUGACUCUUAUGAGUGUUAUUUCAUGUCUAGAGGGUUCUAAUAAUGUUAAAAACCGUAUUUAACAGAUUGCAAACAGGUUUUCUAUGCUUUAACGAUGAAAAUAUUCAAUUUAUAAAGAAGGAACCCUACUACGUGGAAAUUCACUUAUCACAGUCGGGUCUGGUACCAAUUAACUACGCUAAACGAGGAUUAGUGUAAAGCUCUACCGGAUGCACAACUGGACAGGGAUGCAUGGCUCGGCAGAAGACCAGUGCUAAUUAGAGACCACGUGUAAUUUGCUUUUGUAGCCCACGCAUCUGCCGUCUAUAAGAGACUGCAAUUUAUUGAACAGAGGUGCUAACCAAAGCAUUAGUAUGAUGUUAGCAAGUUAGCGUGAUUGGCAUUGCUUGUUCAGCUGGGAUUUAUCUGCAUUUUUUUCUGUGUUGCUGUUGUGUAUAAACGGCAUUGCCGGUGCCAGGAAUAGGGACACAGGCAGGAUCUGGGCGUCCGUGGGGUCUUAAAACGUCUAAAAUCCAAUCAUUUAAAUUUAAGGCAUUAAAAUGUUCUUAAAAAUGAUCUUAAAAUGUCUUAAAAUUGUGUUAAUGCUUCUUUUAUUUAAAACAAAUACUGAAAUUUCAGUCUUGCUUUUAGAUGUUUAGCUUUUUGAGGACGCUAUAACAAAACUACAAAAUGGAACUAAAGUGCCUGUGCAGCCUGGGGAGAAUUUAUUGAGGACAACCAGCAUGUGUGCUUUGUUUCUGAUUUUCCUUCAUUGUCUUUUGUACUUUUUUUGCCAGUUUGGAUGUGAAAUGGGUCUUGAAUUGUAUUCAUUAUGGACUUAAAAAGUUUUAAAGUCUUAAAUUUGACUUGUUGAAAACAUGUAGAGACCCUAAAGUGCUAGAUCAGCCCACCCUGUGUAUUCGCCCACCACUUCACAAGGGCCAGUUAAAAAAAAAAGAAGAGAAAAAUGCAGGCUUCGCUACAGACCUUAAAGCAUGGAGCAUGGAGCUCUGCCAACUAGCUUUUCCAGCAAAGUCUACAUUUAUUACACAUCAAGUAUAAGGCUUUAUGGAGACACGGCAAACAAGCAUUCGGUGGGGCGGGCGUGUCGUGUUUCUCUGCAAAGUGACGUCGCCGCCUACUGGCCUGGCACGCACAUUACAGCAUAAUCAUUAUGUCAUCGAUUAAGACAUUUCAUAUCAUAAAGUAACAUGUUUGCCAAAUGCUGAAGAUGUUAUAGGCAAAUAAAAGUGUAAUAUUUGAAGUUUUAUGAGCCAUCCAUCAUGUCAGGCCUGA